Messenger RNA from Prionailurus viverrinus (fishing cat), 2499 nucleotides. RefSeq names its product cationic amino acid transporter 3-like. NCBI's taxonomy places the organism in Eukaryota, Metazoa, Chordata, Mammalia, Carnivora, Felidae. The record is from RefSeq and is a predicted model, not a curated record. Gene Ontology annotation, cellular component: plasma membrane. Gene Ontology annotation, biological process: transmembrane transport; amino acid transport. Gene Ontology annotation, molecular function: amino acid transmembrane transporter activity.
CCCAGCUAAGCUCCACUCCUGGUCCUGACUCUGCUUGGGUAAACUUCCCUCUCCCUGGGUUUUACUUACCCUUUCUUUCAGGUCUUCCUCUUCUGGGGUAGGAAAAGCACCUGGCAUUAUGGAAGAAUAGCACAUAUAAGAUGAAAUAUGAAGCAUCAGCUUUCAAGCCUGAGCAAUAGAACUCAGCAGUGACAACCCAACUUGGCUUAACUGAGACUCAGUGAACCCAGGCUCUCCACACUUCUCUGAUCCUAGAAUCUUCAACUCCAGCUACAAUGCUGGGUCAGGCACUUUUCAGAUUUGGUCAAAGGCUGCUACGCAGACGUCAGCUGGAACAUUUGGUGACUGAGGAUGUCCCAUGCAGAAGACUGAACACUUUGGAUUUAGUGGCCCUGAGUGUUGCAGUGGGUGCAGUUAUAUAUGUCAUAGCUGGUGAAGUGGCUAGAGAUAAAGCCAGACCAUCCAUUGUGAUCUGCUUUUUGGUGGCCGGCCUAACUUCUGUGCUGACGGGGCUGUGCUAUGCAGAGUUUGGUGCCCGUGUUCCCCAUUCUGGCUCUGCAUAUCUCUACAGCUAUGUCACUAUAGGUGAACUCUGGGCUUUCAUCAUUGGCUGGAACCUCAUCUUUUCCUAUGUUGCUGGUACAGCCAUUGUGGUCUUUGCCUGGAGCUUAGCUUUUGACAACCUGUUUGGGAACCAGAUCUCUCAGACCCUGCAUGAAAACAUCUUACUGCAUGUUCCCCAGGUCCUUGCAGAAAUUCUAGGCUUCUGUGUUGUGGCCCUUGUGUUGUUGCUCAUCGGAUUGCUGACUCUGAGGGCAAGAGAGUCAGGACUGUUUACCAAAGUAGUCACAUUGGUGAGCCUUUUAGUUCUCAGUUUUGUCAUCAUCUCUGGUUUCAUUAAGGGGGACCUGCACAACUGGAAGCUCACAGACAAGGACUACGUAAAGGCUGGACUCAAUGACACCUCAAGCUUGGGGCCUCUGGGCACUGGAGGAUUUGUGCCUUUUGGCCUCAAUGGGAUUCUCCAUGGAGCAGCUACCUGUCUGUAUGCAUUUAUAGGUUUUGACAACAUUGUUACCAAAGUUGAAGAAGCCCAGAACCCCCAGCAUUCCAUCCCUAUGGACAUUGUGAUUUCACUGUUCAUCAGCACUUUGAUGUAUUUUGGUGUCUCUUCAGCACUUACACUUAUGGUUCCUUACUACCAGCUUCAACCUGGGACCCCCUUGCCUGAGGUAUUUCACCAUAUUGGCUGGGCCCCUGCCUACUAUGUUGUAGCUUUUGGAUUUUUCUGUAGUCUUUCUGCCAGCCUCUUGGGCUAUAUGUUCCCCAUACGUCAGCUGAUAUACAUGAUGGCAAAGGAUGGCCUCCUGUUCUCUGUCCUUGCCAGGAUCCAAAUUGGCACAUACAUCCCCAUAAUGGCCACUGUGAUCUUUGGCAUUAUCACAGCAAUCAUGGCAUUCUUCUUUGGACUCACUGAUCUUCUGGACUUCAUGUCAAUUGGGACACGGCUAGCUUACUCCCUGGUGGCUUUUUGUGUUCUCAUCCUCAGGUAUCAGCCUGAGGUGAAGAAAGGGGGAAAUGAAGCAGACAUGCAGGAUGAGAGUGGACCUGCAGAAGAGAAGCUGACUCUACAGGGACUACUUUUUCCAGGCAGUUCCACCCCCACUCCACUUUCUGGCCGGAUUGUCUAUGUUUGCUCCUCACUGCUUGCUCUGCUGCUUACUCUUCUUUGCCUGGUGCUGGCCCAGUGGCCAGUUCUGCAUUCUGGAACUGCAGUGUGGAUUUCAUUGGUUGUGCUGCUCCUGGUGCUCAUCACUGGGAUCACUGGGGUCAUCUGAAGACAGCUGCAGAGCUCCAGUCCCCUUCCCUUUAAGGUCCCUGCUCUGCCUCUCCUCCCACUACUGAGUGUCUUUGUGAAUGUUUACCUUAUGAUGUGGAUGACAGCUGGCACCUGGGCCCCAAUUGGUUUCUGGAUGCUGAUUGGGUUUGCUAUCUACUUUAGCUAUGGGAUCCAAUACAGCCUGGUUGCUGAAUCCCACUUAAGUUAGCGCUAAACUGUAGAACUUGUACUCAGGAAUGCAGUACAUAUUUGUUUUGACAUCAUCACACCUGAAUGCAGUCCGGUCCCCUGCACAAUAAUGGUGAAUACUUUUGGGCACAUGGAAAGCUAGGCCUCCCAUGGCAUAUUGUUUGGGGGAACAUGAAUAGAGUCAUGUAUUUAUUGUGGAGCAAAGAAUAUGUCUUUACAUUUCCUUCCUUUUUUUUUUUUUUACUUGUUUCAUUAUCAGUUGCAUCCAUAAUUGCUUACCGGCUUUAGAAAAUAUUAUUAAAAUAAACUAGAAAAGGUGUUUUUGUUUUCCUUGGAUAAAUAUUCAGUUGUUGAAAUAGUGUAUUUAUGGUAGUUCUAUUUUACUUUUUUGAGGAACUUCAAUACUCUUUUCCACAGUGGCUGCACCAAUUUACGUUCCCAAUAACAGUGUACAAGUGUUCCUUUUUCUC